AUGGCCAACAAACAAAAACUGUGCCCUGAUAGUCUAGCCUGUCCGUUGUGUCUUGAAGCCUUCAAAAGCCCCACUCUCCUUCAGUGUGGACAUACAUUCUGUAAGGACUGCCUUGAAACUUACGAUGAGAAACAUACAUUUUGGGAUUACAUGGACUGCCCUCUCUGUAGGAACCGCACCAAGCUAGGUCCUUAUAGGAUUGCUGGACUCCCGCCAAACUUUUCAUUGAGAGGUCUUCAGGAUGAUCUUCACGAUGAGUGUCUGUUACCAAACUCCUGUGUCUUGCACAAGACAGAGUGCAAGAACAUUUUCUGUGAAGUGUGUGAGAUAUUUAUCUGUAUUACGUGCUUCAUCGAAAGCCAUCAAAGUCACAGGAUUAUCAAGAAAGAAGAUCUGGAGAAGGGAUUGAGAAAGAAAAAAGUCACUCUUAGUCAAGAGAGUAAAAUCAGGAAAACCCAAGCUGAACAGUCUGUGGAAAAUGCUGAGCAGCAAAAAAGGAUCAUAAACUGUCACCUUGGAGAAUUGGAAUGUAGCAUUAGAGAUGUGCUUGCCAAGAAAAUAACAGUCCUCCAGGAAAACGAGAAAAAACUAAUAAAAGAGGUCAAUGAUAUUCGGGAGGAUGCAAGCAAGCAAUUGGACAAAGAUAUUGCUCAUCAGAAACAAACGAUAAAGAAGAUAGAGAGAUCUAUUGCGAACUUGACGAACAGCAUGACGAAGGAUGUAAAUGACGAUAUCCUUAUUGAACUUCAUUUGUACUCUAAUGAUCUUGAAAAGUCGUUGAAGAAAACAAAUGUAGAGGGAUCCAUGCCGAAAUUGCAAGCAGUAAAGAGUGCACAUUUUGUUGCCGGUGCGAAGGAGCUCCUUGACCUAGGUCAUAUAGAGAUGAAAGGGAAGAAGACUUCAGUAUUUGCUAAUGGAUGUGUUCCUAAAAACCAGGUUUACAGUUUCGCUCCACCACUAGUGAAAAUACGUUUUGGAAAGAACGGUUCAUGGUUUCUAUAA
Molecule: messenger RNA, 1002 nt
Organism: Strongylocentrotus purpuratus (purple sea urchin)
Lineage: Eukaryota; Metazoa; Echinodermata; Echinoidea; Camarodonta; Strongylocentrotidae
Product: tripartite motif-containing protein 40-like
Exons: 1
Coding region: 1-1002 (333 amino acids)
Biological process (GO): positive regulation of DNA-templated transcription
Cellular component (GO): nucleoplasm; chromatin
Molecular function (GO): zinc ion binding; ubiquitin-protein transferase activity
Source: RefSeq, a predicted model, not a curated record